Messenger RNA from Dermochelys coriacea (leatherback sea turtle), 1179 nucleotides. RefSeq names its product zonadhesin-like. The transcript is spliced from 11 exons. NCBI's taxonomy places the organism in Eukaryota, Metazoa, Chordata, Testudines, Dermochelyidae. Bases 1 to 1179 code for a protein of 392 amino acids. The record is from RefSeq and is a predicted model, not a curated record.
AUGUCUCAGGAGGCCCGGGCCUGGCUGGGUGAGAGCUGGUUCACCCAAGACACCUGCACUGAGCGCUGUACCUGCAACAGCAAUAAAAACAUCACGUGCACAGGCUGGGCGUGUGCAGAGCUGGAGAAAUGCAGUGUUCAGGAUGGGGUGCUGGGUUGUUACUCCCCUGACGCCUGGACUACUUCAAGUCCAACUACAGUAGGCACCAGUCCAUCAGAGUCUACAACAGUGCAAGGAACGAGCCCUGCUUCGGAGACCACUCCGCCCCACACAAUAAGCACCACAGGAAAAUCCCCGACCACAGCAACUCCAAGUACAGCAGAGCCCUGUCAGACAGGCCGUGCCACCUGCAGUGCCUCAGGGGACCCGCAUUACUACACGUUUGAUGGCAGAGUUCACCAUUUCAUGGGAAACUGCACUUACACCCUCUCCAAAGUGUGCAACGGCUCCAGGGGGCUUCCACCCUUUGACGUGUCCACCACCAAUGAGCACAGGGGCUCCAAUACCAAAGUUUCCUAUGUAAAGUCAGUGCACGUGGAUGUCUAUGGAACUCAGAUUUCCUUGCUGAAGAACAGGAAAGUGAAUGUGAAUGGCACCAGAAGGAACCUGCCCGUGGUGAUUGAAAACAAGAUCAAGGUCCAGAUCAGCGGGGGCUACGUGCUUAUGGAAACGGAUUUCGGACUCUGGGUCAGAUUUGACGGCAACCACUAUGUGGAGGUCUCAGUAUCCGGUUGUUACAAGGGCCAGCUCUGUGGCCUGUGUGGUAAUUACAAUGGUGAUGCAAAGGAUGACAACAUAAAGCCGAAUGGCAGCAUUGCAGGAGAUUCCACGGAGCUUGGAGAGAGCUGGCUAGUGGCAGAGAAUAACACCAUAUGCUCCCCUGACCAAGUACUGGCCUGUGACCCCCUGCUGGAGAGUGAAGCGAGGAAGGACACAGCCUGUGGCAUGAUCACCGACCCGACAGGUAUCUUCAAGGACUGUCACGCCAAAGUAGCUCCAGAGAAUUUCUUGGAAAACUGUGUUUACGACAUGUGUCACACGAAAGAGCAGACAGUGUCCUUAUGCAAUGGGCUGCAGGCUUAUGCAGAGUCGUGCACAAAUGCUGGGAUCUGCAGAGAAUGGAGAAAUAAUACUUUGUGCCAGCGUCUCCAGUCUGGGGAGCUGCCGUGCAAGCAAUAG